Prunus armeniaca (apricot) is the source of this 261-nucleotide messenger RNA. The record is from the annotation of a GenBank genome assembly. Lineage: Eukaryota; Viridiplantae; Streptophyta; Magnoliopsida; Rosales; Rosaceae.
AUGGUCAUUAAUGAGGGCUCACCCUACAAUGCCAUUCUGGGUAAACCAUGGAUCGAUAAGAUCAAUGCCAUCACCUCCGCCACACAUCAGAAAAUUCGGUACCUAAUUCUUGGAGGUGAUGUCGGUCAAAUCAACAGCGAUCAUGCAAUGGCGAGAAAAUGUUCCUCCCAAGGGCUGAAGAAAAGCAAACAAGCGCAGCUCCUCCUUGUGAGCCAGGCAGAUCUAAAGGAGGUUGAGCAACCAAAUCUUGCUCCCUUAUAG